Gongylonema pulchrum is the source of this 1405-nucleotide messenger RNA. NCBI's taxonomy places the organism in Eukaryota, Metazoa, Nematoda, Chromadorea, Rhabditida, Gongylonematidae. The record is from the annotation of a GenBank genome assembly.
UUUAGCGGCACCAGCGCUAUGUCGUUUAACCAAUCGGAUACUACAAGAUCCUGAUGUGGGGCCAUGGGCCAAGUUCCAGGCGACCGUCGAGUGUCGCAUUAUGCGUCUACUCGGCUGCUUUCGUUAUACAUUCAAUACCAAAUACGAAUUCAGUGUUAAUGAGCUGGAGCAGAUUUUACACACAUGUGCUGGCCUGCUACUGAAAGAGCCAAUGUUACUGGAGCUAAGCUUUCCACCGGAUGGCAUUUAUGUGGUUGGCGAUUUGAAUGCUGACCUGUUCCAACUGUGCGCUAUUUUUGAAGAAUUCGGCUUACCACCUGACACUUUUUACCUUUUUCUUGGUGACUAUAUGGACGGCAUUAACGAAUUCUGUCAGAUUGAACUCUUAUUGCUCCUCGUUCAAAACGAGCGAUUAUUUUUUGCAUUCAAUAUGCUAUUCGAUGUAAUGCCCAUUGCUGCUAUCGUUGGAGAUCGCUACCUGUGUUGUCAUAGCGGUGUAUCACAAUAUAUGAUAAGUCGGGAGAUUAUCAAUACAAUCAAGCGGCCGACCUAUCGCACGAGGAUGUCCCUACUUAACGCUGUGCUCUUGACUGAUAUUCUGCACGGUUGUCCCGAUGCAUCACUCGGUUAUGACCGGCCAUUCGCGGCAUCAUCACACAAGCCAAUGGGCUAUAGAUUCAACCGCUCAGGUCUUCGAUUGGCGCUCAAAGCACUGGGCGGCCUACACUGUUUGAUAAGAUCGCAUACCCAAGCUGCUGGUGGGUUGAAAGACGAUUUCGGCGAUGGCUCUUGCUUCACGUUUAACACCUGUGGUGGAAAUAUUACUAACGAUAACAGGUUACGCUUGGAAGAACAGAAAGAUCCGCGCGAGCCACAUUUUUUUCAGAAUAAAUAUUGUAUAUUGCUGCGAAGGGAUCAUAAGCCACAAGCGAUUAAACUUUCGUCUGAAAGGCCACUGGUUGGAUCCGGGCGCAGUUCAUUCCAAAAUCUGAUGAUGGAAAAAUUCCAAAGUCCAUUUGAUUACGAGGAUCGCUUCCCAGAUAUACAGGAAUGUCGUUUUUGUAAUGCAAAAAUUCCAUGGAACGCAUUCAAAAGGCAGCGAUGUGUUGGACAUCAGGAGCUUUACCAAUGGAUACGCAAAAAUUUUGGGAACUCUGUAAUCGAAAGGAAAUGGCAACGAGAUGAGCCAUUACGUUGGUAUCGCGGUGCCACUCUAUUUCCAGCUCUGCAUGAUCGAAAAUUGCGUGAACAGUACUUACAAGAAACGUUCUCUUCGAGAUUAUUUAUGGGACGUAGACAGAGUGCAGAACGCGCUACAGUUCAUGGAGAUGAAGAAGACGAGCAGGAAGUAGAGGAAGAAGACGAGGAAGACGAACGAGAGCGGGUGACCACUCCUAUACGCUAA